UCGUCAACGUCAUCAGAAGAAGACGAGAGAUUAAUCCUGAACAACACUCGACCUCUGACCCCGCUGGUCCUGAACCCCGUCCAUGUCACCUCCCGCUGGGACGUCUUUUCCCCCGACAACGAGCCAACAACCUAUCUUGAGAUGGAGUCAACAUCUCGGCUUCCGACGCCGGAGGAGAGGAUGAGGCAGCAGGCGGACGCCGUUCCCGCUGAUAUCGUCGCCAUUGACAUAACAGGCGAGAGUUUUGAUCGUCAGGCCAGUUUUCGAAGAACCGCGUCCAACGGCGACUCGUUAACACGCCGACCCCGAAACCUGAGCCGCCGCAAGACUGUAACAGGGAUACCUGAUGAUGUCAGCAAUAUGCUGGACUCGUCUACGGCGUCCUCUGUCCUUCCUGGUCAGUUCUCUCCCGUGGCUCGACCUGCGUCCUCCUGUGGCCCCGCCCACCAGCAGGAGGAGGAGACAGAGAAAAACAGGAAGGAUUCAGCAGUGCGAAGGAUCCGGGCCCCGAGAGGAGAGGGGAUGUCCAGCCUCAUGGCGUCCCUCACCUCCUCCCCCUCCCCCUCAUCCAGGCCUCUCCCCCGUCUGGCAACCGACUCCUCUCUGAACUCUGCGGCCAGCUGUAACAGCGCCUCCUGCAGGACGCUCAGUGCCUCCUCGUCUUGCUGCCAGGAUCUACAGGGUUUCCCCAGCGACGUCCAGCCUCUGCUGCUCUUUGACCCCCCAUCCAGAUUCAUCCCACAGUCCAUCUCCUCACCCUCUUCUGUUCCGUCCUCCCCCGUCUCCUCCUCUCUUCCCAGCUCUCCCAGCUGUCCCUUGGCACCAGAGUGGUUGUACCCCAGCGACGAGCCACUGAACGAGGCUCCUCAUGUCUCUCCUUCCUCCUCCCACUACCUCUCCUCCUCCUCCAUCACACACUCAGAGUUCAGUUACCAGGCUCUGGACGUCCUCAGCGGUCAAACGGGGGACGAGUGGACUGACGUCGGCCAGGAGACGAGAUGUGUUUCUGGGGAAGGCUGGAGCUGUGACCCCCUCCUGUCCUCUGGUCGCUCGUCUCCAGCGUGUUCAGAGAGAACAACGUGCUCGCCGCUGUUAAACUGCCAGAAGAGGAAGUCCAGCACUUCCUCCUCAAAUUCUCGCUCUAUCACCCACAGCAUCUCCCUCCGCAAGCCCAAGCUCCCGCCUCCCCCGCCAUUACGUUCUGACUCUCUGCGGCGCCGGCCGGGUCGCAGUAAAUCGUACCGCUCCUUGUCCAGUCCUCGGCAGCCGUGCAGUCCCCACCAGGAGUCAGCUGCCCAGAGGACGUCCACCUCCCCCCCACAGAGCUACCACGACCCCUGGGUUCCCCGUAGUCACACCAAAAGGCGUCAGGGCGGACUGAGCUGUGGGACGGUCACGACCUUUGAACCAUCAAACCUCCAGGCCGCCUCCCCUCCUCCCAGCCCCACGCACGUCCACGCCCCCGGGUCUCCAGGCUCAGAGGAGGAGGGGCUUAGAUUAACUCUCAACCCUCAGACAGUUGCUUCCUCUGGUCUGAAGCGACUUGCUUCGCCCUCUAGUGGAUACUCCAGCCAGUCCAACACCCCCAUACCUGGCACACCUGUGUCCUCCCCCCACUCCCCCUCCUCCCCUCUCACAGUGAGUCCUGGAGCCUUCUCCCUCCCCUCGACCUCCCCCUCCUCCUCCUUUCCCCUGUCGCCGGCCGUCUCCUUACAGACCAGGAAGGAAGGAAGGCCAAAACCUCCCGUACCGGAGAGGAAGUCGUCACUCUUUUCCUCCCUCUCCUCCUCCUUUUCUUCCACUUCCUCCCUCUCUUCCUACACUUCCUCCGAGUCGUCUGCCAAACAUCUUCUCCUCCCUCCUCCCCCGCCUCCUCUCCCAGAAUCCUCUUCGCUUUCACCCCCUCUCAUCUUCUCCCCCUUUUCCCCUUUGACCCCCCUCCCCCCAACAACCCUUAUCAAGUCCCAGAACAGUUGUGUCAACAUGGCCACACCCACUUGUCCCCUGGUCACCGCCCAGGCUCUGCAGGGGCUCAAGCUUCGCUCCGUCAGGUCCCAGGCCGCCUUGCUAAGUAGCACUGUGCUAGCCAAUGCUAAUAGGGCUCAUGCUAACCAACCAAGCAAAGAUCCUCCACUAGACAGUUCUGUGCUAGCCGAUGUUAGCUUAGCUAACACUGACGCGAAGCUAGCUGAGAACGGAUCACAAUGCACUGUUUCUAACCUUCGUAAUAAUGAAGCCAAGGGAACUGAAGAUUUUACAGCUCGUGCUAAUCUUGAUAGCUUGGCUAAUGCUGAUGUUAAGCUAGCUGGGAAUGGACCACAAAAUGUUGUCUAUAAAAUUGGUAGCAAUGACACUAAAACACCCAGUUCAUUCCUGGCUAAUGCUAGCACACCUAGCCCAGCGAACACUCAAUCAGAUCGUGAUAACUUCAGCCAAACAAAAACUGAGACGAUUACACUCAACAACUCAGCGUUCACUCGUCUUCAGGACACACAAGGUUUUGUUUGCAGCACCGCGGCUAAUCAGAGAAGCUGUGGGCCUCAGGUGACCACUGCUCAAGACGUCCUGACCAAUGAGAGGAGAGAUUCAGACCUGUACGCGACGCUAACUAACAAUCAAGUCCCCAGUCCGGAUAGUCCCUGGGUCAAGAUUUCUCAUGGUACCAGCAAAAACCCCAUCCACUUAAUUACCCAGCUUCCUAUAGAUGCUAAGCUAAGUGAGCCUGGAGAGAAACAAGGAAACAUUGAAGAUUCUUCUUCCCGUUCUCCGUCACAAACAAAACAAGAGUCUCACAGAGGAACAACGUCAGAGAGGAAGGAUGUCGCUCAGAAUAAUCCAGACGUGUUGAACCACAGAGCCGAUGGAGAUUCAACAGAACAUCGUGAUUUAAAACUGAGAAAUAACGUCUUGGAGAUAAGAAGCACACAGGAGCUCAGGUCCCCGGAGAAGCCGGUGCUGUGGAAGAAGUCUGACCUUUGCAUUCUGGGUGUCAUGGCGUCUCCUGAAGCCCGACGAGGACCGGGUGGACGAAUCACCUUGUCUUCUUCUGGACUCGAUAAACAACAACAACAGCAGCAGCUUCCUUCUGGCGCAGCUUCACCAAAACACUUUAUAUACACAACUGACGAAACAACAACUCUUGAAGAAUUGUUGACACAUACAACUAACGCAGCUUCUGGUGACAUCACUGCAUGCUCACCUGUCUGCUCCCCCCCGAGGCAGAAACCACCGAUCCUACACAAGAAACCAGAUGUUUCAUCGACGUCAUCCAGAACAACAAAACCACUUUGUGCAUCUAAAAGUAUGACGGAGUCGUCUGAAGGAACGUCUGAGACCUGUGGCUCUAGAAACACGUUCAAUGGGACCAUGAGCACCGUGGAAAACAAUGGUACCUCAGGAACGUGGAGAAUCAUGGAGUCGUCAGGACCUCCGGCCCGGACCGGAGCAACGGACCCAUGUUGUGCUUGGAUCGCGAGGACGAGACUUGACGAGGACGAGAAAACGGUUCACAAGAGGAUGAUGAGGUCGUCGCUAGUUGAAGAUGAAGAGGAGGAUCCGAAGGUGGAGGAGAGAGUGAUGAAGACGAUGAUGAUGACGUCCCCCACGAAGAAAAAAGUAAGGAAGAGGAGGAGGAGGAGGAUGGGCGGGCAACUGCUGAUGAUGUCAUCAACAAGGAAGCCGUCCCCCUCGUCAUCUUCAUCCUCAUCAUCAUCAUCUUCAUCCUCGUCUGGAGAUGAAGAUGUGAUGAGAGAGGGAACAAUACAAACAAGUGAAGAGGUGUCCUGUGCUCUGAUUGGUCAGAGCAGGUACUGCCUCAGUAGUGCACUGUCCACUGACAGCCUGCAGGGGGAGCUGUCACUUCCAGACCUCCUGAUACAGGAACCAGAGGAGAUGAAGGAGGGAGCGGAGGACAGACGACCUCCGGACGCUGAUUUGUUCGUCAGUGUUUCAGCAGAUCAGAUGUUCGUCUCUGCUCGACCUCGAACCACCGAGGAUCUGUUCACCGUCAUCCACAGGUAG
Messenger RNA from Paralichthys olivaceus (Japanese flounder), 4020 nucleotides. NCBI's taxonomy places the organism in Eukaryota, Metazoa, Chordata, Actinopteri, Pleuronectiformes, Paralichthyidae. The record is from RefSeq and is a predicted model, not a curated record.